This is a messenger RNA of Fraxinus pennsylvanica, 948 nucleotides long. Lineage: Eukaryota; Viridiplantae; Streptophyta; Magnoliopsida; Lamiales; Oleaceae. The record is from the annotation of a GenBank genome assembly.
AUGCUUCGUAGACUUACAAUCGACAACACUAGUCAAUUUUCUUUUUCAAAAACUCCAAAACUUUGUACCUUGUUCUGUUUCUCUAACUCAAGAGAAGGAUGGUCUUUGAUUCCUAAUGAGAUAGGAGAUCUCAGUAGGUUGACUUUCCUUCAGUUGAGAGGGAGAUUUGAAAGGAUGCCUUCAACCAUAAGGAAUCUCAAGAAAUUGGUGACAUUGGAUAUUCAAGAAGCAGAAUUUAAUUGUGGUUUGCCAACAACUAUUUUCAGGAUGAAGCAUAUGAAGUAUUUAAUCUUAGGCAGUCGUAAAAUGUUUGAGUCUAACAAAUGCACAAAUUUGAAUGUCAGAAAUGAGGUGUAUUUACCGAACGUAGAAAUUUUAUUGGGGAUGCCUGGUACCAUUUUGAAAGCUAGCUCAUUACAAAAUCUCUCCAACUUGAGAGGGCUGUUUUUAUGCGAGAUUGAUGACCAAUGUACAAAUGUCAUAUCUGGUAAAACACCCAUAUCGGAGAAGCUCCAAGAAUUAGCUUUGUGGUUCACUCAGAAGUUUGAGAGGUUAAACUUGUCCCGCUAUGACCGUCUUGCUAGUUUGACUAUGCAAGCUGGAUUUUAUUUUCCAUUCAAUCUUGACACCAUUGAAUUCCCUCCAAACCUUAUCCACCUUAACCUUUGGGGCAUGAAAUUCACUGAGGAUCCAAUGAAGGUACUAAAGGAACUACGCAAAUUAGAGUUCCUUCAUUUGUUAGGUUGUGAAUACAGCCAAUCAAUCACGAUGGAUUUCUCAGGAGAAAACAGCUUUCCAGAGCUUCGAGUGUUGAAAAUUGAUGGAUCAUUUCCGGAGUUGAUUGUGGAUCAAACAGGGAUGCCAAAGCUUAACAAGUUUGAGUGCGACCGAAAAGACUUAAAUGUUCCCGAGAGACUACGUGAAAUAAUGGUUGACCCUUUUCGUUAG